CAAAUACGCUCAUUUAAACCUCAGAGCAAGGUCACGCAGUCGUGUUUGACACCGCAUGUCAAAAACGUGGGUCACUCGCUAACAUGGGUUCACAAUGAGAGCAUUACAAAGACGUUGUGUCGUGACGCCAUUAUACCUGCAACUAUGACUUGUCUGGUAGAUCUAUUGAAGACUUGUUAUCACGUGCUGUAAACACGGUUAGCUUUUGCGAGCUACAGCUAAAGUUGGUAAACAUGAGCACCGGCCCGGAUCACGGUGCCGUCGGCGUUAGUGAUGGUAAACCGAGGUCUGCUGUGUCACUCGCCGGGCAUGUCCAGGUUUUCAGACAUGUCAAGGUAGAAAAUCUGGUGGCGGGACUAAGCGGAGGAGUUGUGUCAACGCUGGUGCUUCAUCCUCUCGACCUGGUCAAAAUCAGGUUUGCAGUGAGUGAUGGUCUGGAAUUGAGACCCAAAUAUAAUGGCAUACUACAUUGUAUGAAGAGUGUGUGGCACCAGGAGGGAGUGAAGGGACUCUAUCAAGGAGUAACCCCCAACGUGUGGGGUGCUGGAGCCUCUUGGGGUCUUUACUUUUUCUUCUACAAUGCAAUCAAAGCAUAUGUAAAGGAAGGCCGCCGGACAGAACUGAGCGCUACGGAACAUCUGGUGUCUGCAGCCGAAGCAGGAAUUCUAACGCUCACCAUCACAAACCCCAUCUGGGUGACCAAGACAAGGCUUGUACUGCAGUACAGCUCUGACCCAACCCAUAAACAAUACAAGGGGAUGCUGGACGCCUUGUUCAAGAUCUACCGCAUGGAGGGGGUGUCAGGCCUCUACAAGGGUUAUGUUCCUGGUCUCUUUGGAACAUCUCAUGGUGCACUGCAGUUCAUGGCCUACGAGGAGCUGAAGAGAGACUACAGUAAAUACAAGAAAGUUCCUUCAGAUGCAAAGCUGAAUGCAUUGGAAUACAUCACAAUGGCUGCACUAUCCAAAAUAUUCGCUGUGGCUACUACAUACCCAUAUCAAGUGGUGCGAGCGCGACUGCAAGACCAGCACAAUAGAUACAACGGUGUUGUCGAUGUCAUCAGACGGACUUGGAGGAAUGAAGGUGCCACUGGGUUCUACAAAGGCAUCAUCCCCAACCUGAUUCGUGUCACUCCAGCAUGCUGCAUUACUUUUGUAGUUUAUGAAAAUGUCUCCCGCUUCCUACUUGGCUCAAGUUAACAAGGUCUAACAGAAAAAAAGGAAAAGGACACGCUUACACUGAUGUGCCAAGCACAGCAAGAGUGACUGAAAGGUCAGAGUGUCAGAAUCGGACCCUCAGUGCAUGUACUGAGUGUUACACUGAAAAGCAUUGCAACAAGUCUCCUUGUUGAACCUGAGUGGUUGAUUGAUUCCUGGCCAGUGCUGCAUGUUUGUACUACACCCUUAAAGAUGCAAAACUGAUGUAAAAGCUUUGUUUUUACACAGAUGAAUAAAUGUAUCCAAAGGACUUUCAUAAAUUAGAAAUGUCAUAGCUAAGUUUGCUUUUUGUACUUUCUGUCUGAAGGAGAAAAGUGCUGAACCUUUUUUUACAUUACGUUUUUAAAAAUACACAUCUGCUUGAUAUAACAUUUAUAUAUUUAUGCAUAGAAUGUCACAUGUUGGCCACAAGGAUUAUUUUUUUUUCUUAUAAACUUGGAACUGCACACUA
Phyllopteryx taeniolatus (common seadragon) is the source of this 1668-nucleotide messenger RNA. Its product is annotated as solute carrier family 25 member 32-like. Lineage: Eukaryota; Metazoa; Chordata; Actinopteri; Syngnathiformes; Syngnathidae. Gene Ontology annotation, cellular component: mitochondrion; mitochondrial membrane. The transcript is spliced from 7 exons. The coding region runs from base 234 to 1199 and encodes 321 amino acids. Gene Ontology annotation, molecular function: FAD transmembrane transporter activity; folic acid transmembrane transporter activity. The record is from RefSeq and is a predicted model, not a curated record. Gene Ontology annotation, biological process: mitochondrial transport; nucleotide transport; folate import into mitochondrion.